Molecule: messenger RNA, 1078 nt
Organism: Impatiens glandulifera
Lineage: Eukaryota; Viridiplantae; Streptophyta; Magnoliopsida; Ericales; Balsaminaceae
Product: WAT1-related protein At2g37460-like
Exons: 7
Coding region: 14-1078 (354 amino acids)
Cellular component (GO): plasma membrane
Molecular function (GO): transmembrane transporter activity
Source: RefSeq, a predicted model, not a curated record
ACAGAAGAAGAAAAUGAUGGCCCAAGAACAACAUCAAACUAAAAGAAAAUUCUAUCAUAGAGCAAAGCCUUUCAUUGCAGUUAUUUUCUUGCAAUUUGGACUAGCCGGGAUGGAUAUCCUUUCAAAGCUUGCGCUGAACGAGGGAAUGAGCAACUAUGUGUUUGUUGUUUAUCGCCAUGCCAUCGCGACGAUUGUUUUUGCACCACUUGCCAUUUUUUUUGAAAAGAAUACAAGACCAAAGAUGACACUUUCUAUCUUCACUAAACUGAUACUACUCAGUAUACUUGAGCCAGUGAUUGACCAAAACUUGUACAUCUUGGGAAUGAAGAACACAACAGCAACAUUUGCAGCUGCAAUGUGUAACAUUCUCCCUGCCAUAACCUUUGUCAUGGCUUGCAUAUUCAAGCUUGAAAAGAUAAGAAUUAAUAGCACACAUAGCCAAGCUAAGGUCAUAGGGACCAUAGCAACAAUUGCAGGAGCCAUGGUCAUGACAAUGGUAAAAGGUCCAAUCAUUCAGCUGUUCUGGACAAAACCAUCAAGUAAUAGUCAUAGCAUAGAUCUUAAACAUACAUGGAAAGGCGCAGUUAUGAUAACAGUUGGGUGCUUCAGCUGGGCUUCUUUCAUGAUUCUCCAAGCUAUCACGCUGAGAACAUAUCCAGCUGAACUCUCACUCACUGCUUGGAUUUGCUUCUUGGGAACUUUUAAUGGCGCGAUUGUGGCACUUGUAAUGGAAAGGGGAAAUCCCACAGCAUGGGCUAUACAUUGGGACAGUAAAUUAUUGGCUGCCUUUUAUAGUGGAAUAGUAUGUUCAGGUCUGGCUUAUUAUAUUCAAGGAAUAGUAAUGAAACAGAGAGGACCUGUUUUUGUGACUGCCUUCAAUCCCCUUUCCAUGGUAAUUGUGGCCAUUCUGAGCACAUUCAUUUUAGCAGAGCAAAUGUUCAUAGGAAGAGUAAUUGGUGCCAUCGUCAUAGUUGGUGGACUUUAUCUCGUCGUGUGGGGAAAAAGUAAAGAUUUCAAAUCUUCUGAACAAUUGACUGAUGAAGAAAUUAUGAGACCACAACAGACCAUAAUUGUAUAA